AUUUUCAGAGAAAGGAAAUGGGAAAGAAACAGAAGUCGAUGAAACGGAAAGAAUUUGACGUUGGUGAGGCUCAGGCUGCAGGUGACUACUCCAUCAAACCUUCUGAAAAAGCAGCUGUGCUAGAUACUUCACAAUGGCCGUUGUUGUUGAAGAAUUUCGAUAAAAUGAAUGUACGAUCUAAUCAUUAUACUCCACUUCCGGAAGGCUGCUCUCCGCUUAAAAGAGAUAUUAAAAACUACGUCUCUUCCGGUUGCAUAAAUCUCGACAAGCCAGCUAAUCCGUCAAGUCAUGAAGUGGUUGCGUGGAUCAAACGAAUAUUGCGAGUUGACAAAACCGGACAUAGUGGCACUUUAGAUCCCAAAGUGUCGGGCUGUUUGAUUGUUUGCAUCGAUCGAGCUACUAGACUUGCAAAGUCACAGCAGGGUGCUGGUAAGGAAUAUGUAGCUAUAUUUCGAUUGCAUAAUACUGUUGAGUCAGAAAAAAAAGUGAGACAGGCUUUGGAGAAGUUGACCGGCGCAUUAUUUCAACGUCCGCCGCUCAUAUCUGCUGUUAAACGACAACUAAGGAUCAGGACAAUCUACGAAAACAGGCUGAUUGAGUAUAAUUCGAAUCAGAAUAUGGGCAUAUUUUGGGUGAAAUGCGAAGCGGGAACCUAUGUGCGGACAAUUUGUGUGCAUCUCGGCUUACUUUUGGGCGUCGGAGGUCAGAUGCAAGAACUAAGAAGAGUUCGUUCAGGUAUUUUUGGUGAAAAGGACAAUUUAAUGACGAUGCAUGAUAUUCUGGAUGCGCAAUAUCUUUAUGAUCAUCAUAAUAACGAUAGUUAUUUGCGAAGAGUGAUCCGACCACUUGAAUCUCUCCUCGUGGGCCAUAAACGAAUCGUUGUUAAAGACAGUGCCGUGAAUGCAAUUUGCUAUGGCGCCAAAAUACUUCUGCCGGGUAUCCUUCGGUUUGAAAAUGGAAUCGAAUUGAAUGAAGAAAUUGUUAUCGUAACAACAAAAGGAGAAGCCAUUUGUUUAGCAUUGGCACUUAUGACCACAUCAACUAUGGCAGUGACGGAUCAUGGGGUCGUUGCAAAAAUCAAAAGAGUGAUUAUGGAAAGAGAUACUUACGCUCGAAAAUGGUGUCUUGGACCAAUUGCAUCCAAGAAAAAGGCUAUGAUAAAUCAAGGAUUGCUCGAUAAAUAUGGUAAACCAAAUGAGAAAACUCCAGCUGGUUGGCGUUCCGCUUAUUACGAUCUUAGUGACACCAUUUCGGGUAACAGUUGUAUACAAACAUUACUGGAAGGAGAGAAAAAGGAUGAUAAAAACGAGCAAUCAAAAGCGAAAGAAAGGAAAGAAGUAGAAUCGUCAGAUUCAUCAAGUGAUGAAGAAAGCGAGUAAAUUGUAGAAAUUCAUUAAUUCAUUGUUGAUUUCUCUUCGUUUCAAAAUUUGCAACAACUUCUCAACUAAGGGCAUUUAGUAAUUACAAUAAAGAUGAGAAUGUCACCAUAGACGCUUUGGUUUUUCUGCAUAAGUUUGUUUUGGACGAAACAAGGGAAGGACGUAAAAACCACGUAAAAAUCGUGAUUCAUAUCGUACGUAAUCUAACAUCGAAUCAGUAUCAGAUUACAUAUGCAUUAUUCAUAAAGCGAUAGAAAUGGGAUAUUCGUUCGUCAUUCUAUUCAAUGUACAUCUUAGGAAAUCUGCUUUGGUGCUGUUGCUUUCUAGUUUUUCCAGGAUGAAAGUUUCGCAUCAUGAAUCCCAGAGCCUUUAUUGAUUUCCUUCAGAAAAUGUCCACAACUGUUAUGUCCUAUGCAAAGUUUUCUCUUGUUUGUUGUCAGGAAUUGUUGUCUAUAAAAAUAUAAAAGUUGUGUG
Molecule: messenger RNA, 1853 nt
Organism: Loa loa (African eye worm)
Lineage: Eukaryota; Metazoa; Nematoda; Chromadorea; Rhabditida; Onchocercidae
Product: nucleolar protein
Exons: 10
Coding region: 18-1379 (453 amino acids)
Biological process (GO): snRNA pseudouridine synthesis; box H/ACA sno(s)RNA 3'-end processing; rRNA pseudouridine synthesis
Cellular component (GO): box H/ACA snoRNP complex
Molecular function (GO): RNA binding; pseudouridine synthase activity
Source: RefSeq, a predicted model, not a curated record